AUGCAAGGCUCUCGCCUUUCGUGGCUGCUUGCCGCGCUUGUGCCCUUCACCCUUGGCCAGACAAUCGACGUCGACGGCGAGGCUGUUCCCGCUGAUGAGAGCAAUGUGGCCCCUGCUUGGGCGAAGCCAGUGACUGCAGCCUCCAAGAACUCCUUUGUCGAGAGUGCUCCUCAAUUAACUGACGCUGUGCUCGCCAACCUCACAGAUCUGAACUUGAGUGACAUCGAACUCUUCUACUUUGCCGACGCCAAGACUUCCAAGAAACGGCAUGCUGUUUCUGACUCGAAGUGCAAGAUCUUCCCUGGUGAUAAGGCAUUCCCCAGCAAGUUCAUCUGGAAUGUCCUCGACCUUCUUACUGGAGGCGCACUCAUCAGCACCGUUCCCCUUGGUUCGGCUUGCUACAAGGGAGAGCAUUAUGAUGAGGAUAAGUGCCUCUUCCUGAAGGAUCAAUGGCACAAUUCUACCACACAUAUCGAUGAUCCCACUUCAGUCAUGUCGCCUCUCUUCCAAGGUGCGACCUGUGAGCCCAGCAAUGCUGAAUCUGGCUCCAAAUGCACCAUCGGUGGCUUUCCUUUAUACUCUAUCAAGGCCACCAAUGUUGCUCAGAUCCAGCUCGCUGUCAACUUCGCCCGAAGCCUAAACAUUCGACUUGUCGUACACAAUACUGGCCAUGACUUCCUUGGCAAGAGCACUGGUGCUGGUGCUCUUAGCAUCUGGACUCAUCACUUGAAGGAUGUCAAGUUCACCAAGAACUAUCGUGGUGCCAGUAGCUAUACUGGUCCUGCGUUUAAGAUCGGCGCUGGUGUUCAGGUCAAAGACUUGUACGAGGCUGCUGACCGUGAAGGCUACACUGCAGUUGGCGGAGAAUGUCGCGAUGUCGGUGUGGCUGGUGGAUACCUUCCUGGAGGUGGUCACUCUCCCCUCAGCCCUAUCGCUGGUCUUGCUGCCGACCAGCUUCUGAGUGCUGACAUUGUCACACCUGACGGUCGUUUCGUCACUGCUGACGAGAAGCAAAACACUGACCUUUUCUGGGCCAUCCGUGGUGGUGGCCCUGCUACAUGGGGUGUCGUUGUUUCCAUGACUGUCCGAGUCUACCCCAAGAUGUCCUUUGCCGGUAUGACCUGGAGUGUCAACACCAAGGAGGUUGGUAUUUCUGAGGAGGCUCUCUUCAAAGCGCUUGAAGCUUACUGGCGCCGCUUCCCCGAGUACUCCGACAAGAAGAGCUAUGGCUAUAGUUUCCUCUUCCCUGCUGGCAACGGCAGCUACCUCUGGACUAUGAACCCUUGGAUGAUCCCCAAUAUCUCAGUCGCAGAGUUCAAGAAGAUGGUCCAACCUCUUCUUGAUGAGUGGAAGGAGCUCGGCGUCGACCCCAAGCCCGAAUUCUUUCAGCACGACAGCUUCUAUCCGGCCUGGAAGAAGCACUUCCCUGCAGAAAACGUUGGCAACUACAACGGCCGCUCUGGUUCUCGCCUGAUUCCUCGCAAGAACUGGGAUGACCCUAAGCUUCUCGACAAGACCAUCGAGACUCUCAAGAGCAUUCUUUCUGAAGAUGGUAUCUUGAUUAUCUAUAACAUCAACGCUGAGCAGACCAAGGAAACUCCUCCCAAUUCUGCUAACCCUGCAUGGCGUGACGCCGACAUGUUUGUCAUUACAGCCCUCAACUGGGACGUCAAUGACCCCGAGGAGAAGAUUGCCGAGGUAAACAACAAGAUCACUUUUGACAUUAUGGAGCGCCUCAAGGCUGUGACCCCUGGUGGUGGCGGCUACGGCAACGAGGGUGACGUGAUGGACCCAGAAUUUGGCCAAUCUUUCUUUGGGUCCAACUACAAGAAGCUAUACCAGCUGAAGCAGAAGAUUGACCCAUAUGGUGUCUUCUAUGCUCCCACCGCUGUUGGUAGCGAGGACUGGUACAUCACUGGCCAGCCGGCUUAUGUGACCAAGCAGACUGGGCGAUUGUGUCACAAAUAG
Molecule: messenger RNA, 1968 nt
Organism: Fusarium venenatum
Lineage: Eukaryota; Fungi; Ascomycota; Sordariomycetes; Hypocreales; Nectriaceae
Molecular function (GO): FAD binding; oxidoreductase activity
Source: RefSeq, a predicted model, not a curated record